Messenger RNA from Coregonus clupeaformis (lake whitefish), 3998 nucleotides. Its product is annotated as GTP-binding protein 1. The transcript has 15 exons. Lineage: Eukaryota; Metazoa; Chordata; Actinopteri; Salmoniformes; Salmonidae. Gene Ontology annotation, molecular function: translation elongation factor activity; GTPase activity; GTP binding. The record is from RefSeq and is a predicted model, not a curated record. Bases 65 to 2077 code for a protein of 670 amino acids. Gene Ontology annotation, biological process: translational elongation.
GCCACACUCAAAUACGCUGCUGAAGCAAACCUUGCAUGAACACUACUACUUCUGGUUUGGGGAGAUGGCGUUGUCAGCGAUAGAGCCAGGGCUAAGCCCGGGGACAUUACCGACAGAGGAGUCCGUAGUACCAGCUUCUAUAUUCGCACCGGACUGUGGGGAUGACCUUUCCGGGGGAGAGUGCUUCGAAGACGGCGAGAAUGCUAACGGCGAGUCCGAGGAUCAUUUAGACUUCACUAGCAAGCUGACUCUGGUCAGCCCCACAGGAGAACAGUAUGACUCGUUACUACGGCAACUCCGAGAGAGGAUGGAUGAAGGAUGUGGGGAGACCAUUUAUGUUGUGGGAGUGGGCUCAGACGGAGGUGACUAUGGUCUGGACGAGGGGGACAUGGAGGCGUCAGUGGCCACGGUUCAAUCCCUGUGUGAGCAGAUGGAGGCAGACCUGAUCCUGCUGAGAGAACGUAGCGACGCAGGGGGGAAAGUACGAGACUACCUCAUCCGCCGACGGGUCGGAGAGGAGGACUUCCUGGAAGUGAGGGUGGCGGUGGUGGGUAACGUGGAUGCCGGUAAGAGCACCUUGCUGGGGGUGUUGACCCACGGGGAGCUGGACAACGGCAGGGGGUUCGCCAGGCAGAAACUCUUCAGACACAAACACGAGAUGGAAAGUGGCAGGACCAGCAGUGUGGGGAAUGACAUCCUGGGCUUCGACCAGGAGGGACAGGUGGUGAAUAAGCCAGACAAUCACGGGGGCAGUCUGGACUGGACUAAGAUCUGUGAGAGGUCCUCUAAGGUCAUCACCUUUAUAGACCUGGCCGGCCACGAGAAGUACCUCAAAACCACUGUGUUUGGAAUGACCGGACACCUACCAGACUUCUGUAUGCUCAUGGUGGGCAGUAAUGCAGGUAUUGUAGGGAUGACCAAGGAGCAUCUAGGUCUGGCUCUAGCCCUGAACGUACCAGUCUUUGUAGUGGUCACCAAGAUAGACAUGUGUCCAGCCAACAUCCUAGCAGAGACUCUGCAUCUGUUACAGAGGUUACUGAAGUCCCCAGGAUGUAGAAAGAUCCCUGUACUGGUUCAAAACAAAGAUGAUGUCAUCGUCACUGCAUCCAACUUCAGCUCAGAGAGGAUGUGUCCAAUCUUCCAGGUCUCCAAUGUAACAGGAGAGAACAUGGACCUUCUGAAGAUGUUCCUCAACCUGCUGUCUUCUAAAACCUCCUAUAGAGAAGAUGAGCCUGCCGAGUUCCAGAUCGAUGACACCUACUCAGUACCGGGUGUGGGAACGGUAGUGUCAGGUACUACGUUACGUGGAUUGAUACGACUGAAUGACACGCUGCUGCUCGGCCCAGACCCCCUGGGCAGUUUCCUCUCCAUCGCUGUCAAAUCUAUCCACCGCAAGAGGAUGCCUGUCAAAGAGGUCCGGGGGGGACAGACCGCCUCCUUCGCGCUCAAAAAGAUCAAGCGUUCCUCCAUCAGGAAGGGGAUGGUAAUGAUCUCUCCCAGACUAACACCUCAGGCUACCUGGGAGUUCAUGGCUGAGAUACUGGUCCUGCACCACCCCACCACCAUAUCACCACGUUACCAGGCUAUGGUGCACUGUGGCAGCAUCAGACAGACAGCCACCAUUCUGACCAUGAACAGAGACUGUCUACGUACCGGGGACAAGGCCUCAGUCCACUUCAGAUUCAUCAAGACCCCUGAGUACCUCCACACAGACCAGAGACUGGUGUUCAGAGAGGGACGCACCAAGGCUGUGGGCACCAUCACCAAGCUGCUCCAGUCAGCCACCAAGGCCCAGCAGGCCAAGAUGCAGUCCACUAAGAAGGGCACCACGUCAGCCAAUGAGGAGGGAGGAUCCACUCUGCGUCCCGACAGCCCCAACACAGGACAGCUACCGACAGUGGGGGAGGAGGAGACGCUAUGUAAAGACGGCAACAAAGAGAACCAGCCCAAGUCAGGAGGUGGAGGCAGGAGGAGAGGGGGUCAGAGACACAGAGGAAAAGCCCUGAACAGCACAGCAUCACCAACAUCAUCACAACAACACACCCCAGCCGCAGCAGGAGUGGGCACCACUGUCUAACCCCCCCACCAGCUCCUCUUCUCUCUCUUAUCUUAUCCUCCUCUACAUCCUCUCUUCUAUCCUCAUUUUCCUGGUCCCUUUUCUAAUCAUUCUUGUUCCAAUUGGGGGGAAAGGCAUUAAUGUAGCAAAGGAAAGUAAGAAGAGAUGUGAAACAUGCAUUAAUCCUAAAUGAUACAGUAUAACAUGUCCAUCCUAGUUAGAUCACCAUUCUAGAAUAGUUCUAGAACAAUAGUUCUAGAAUGUCUCAAUAUGGCUUCUAUGGCAACUAACAACCAACCGACUGAACCGGCUCCUGGAAUAUAGCAGAAAGAAACGAGGUUUAUUCAAUCUAACAGAAUCUAACAGACAUGGUGUAGUAAUAGAAACAAACAAGGUUUAGUUUUAUUACAGACCGAUUCGUUAUUAGAUUCAUCAUUAUUUAGACAGGAAAGAAAUGGUGUAGUUCAGCCACAGAGGAGAUCUAACCUAUGUCUUAAGGGUUUGUCAUCCAGUCUAAUAACAACUGACUCAAGAUUCAAUCUAACAGACAAUAAAUGGUGUAGUUCACAAGGUUUAGAUGAAAUCUACCAGACCAGACCUGGCAUAGUAGGAAUCAUAAGAUUUAGAUUUGUUAUUAGAUUCAGCAUUAUUUAAACAGGAAAGGAAUAGUGUACUCCACAAGGUUUCGACUCAGUCUAACAGAACAGGAUAGGCGUGGUUCAGACACGAGAUAGGCCUACCUAACCAACCCCAAGCACAAUGUUCACUAGACUGCCAUCUGACUAUACAUAAAACAGAGGUUCCCAAACAUUUGGAUCAGGAUUCACACUGUAGGUCAUGGUUUGUUUGAUUUGGCCCUGGCUUUAUUUUAAUACGAAAAACUACAAUUAUGGGGUAAUUUGGGCAUUGAAAAGCUGGUAUAGAGAAACAAUCAUUUAAAUAUGUGUGCCUUUUUUAUGUUUGCCCAAAAAAAAAGCGUUAUUGGGAAUGGCAAUAGUGGAAACUAAUAUAAAAGCUUUAUAGUUUAAAUAGUGGAUUUUGGUCUUGGAGAAAUUAAACGAGCUACAAUGUUCAAAUGGAUGCAAAGUUCGUUCAAAGUUAUUUUGCAGUAAAAAACGUUGACGUGUACUGAAAAGCACAGACAGCACAUCUGUUCUAUAAUUAAUUUCAAAAGAAUUGGGAAUCGUUGCUCAGCUACCCUUGUAGCACGUUCUGUGUUGGAUUAUUUAUUUGGCUUUCAUAGAUGAAAGGGUUUGGAAAACCAAAGAAAGCGAAUACGGCUUAAAAGUAUUUCAGGAGGAUUUAGAAGUUUUCCAUGUUAUCCUCAAUACCCUCUCAAGGACAUUGAGCCCAAAAACGCAGGCGGAAUAAUAGUUUUAAGAUGUGUUGUUUUAUUCAGUCUCUAGUCAUGCACACCUUCUAUGAAAUGAUUUGUGUGAGAGGAACUAGGGGUUUUGGGAUUGAGGAUUUAGCUUUGUCCAUUUUUGUGGACAUGUUUCAAAUUUUAAUUUCUUUUUUCUAAGCUUUGAUAUGGUUUUAUCAGGUGGUGUGAGCGUUUUUAUUUUGGGUUUGUAUUGGGACGGGUCUCGGUGGUGGAAGGAUUGCAUUGGUUGUUACCACCAGGUAGAAGUUUAACCUUUAGUACAGAUCUAGGAUCGGUUUAUCCAACCCCAGAUCUUAUCCUGAAGCAUUAGAGGGGAAAACAACUGACCUUAGAUCAGGUUUAAAGGUAACUUAAUUUUAUUUCUUAUCUUUUUUUUUAUGAGCUAAUGUUAGUGACUGAUUUUAUUUUUGAAGGGACCGAGCGACACAUUUUAUGUGUGUGCAUCGUAUGUACAAAAAGGAAAGUUGUGCCGAAAGAAAAAGAAAGCCAUUUAACUUAAAACAGUGGUGCCAGUUUGUGUUGUAAAUCCUUUUAAAUAAAGAUGUUUCAGAGUAUCAA